Messenger RNA from Puntigrus tetrazona (Sumatra barb), 6173 nucleotides. RefSeq lists its product as uncharacterized. Gene Ontology annotation, cellular component: postsynaptic density. Gene Ontology annotation, biological process: inhibitory postsynaptic potential. The record is from RefSeq and is a predicted model, not a curated record. The transcript is spliced from 4 exons. The coding region runs from base 3700 to 5703 and encodes 667 amino acids. NCBI's taxonomy places the organism in Eukaryota, Metazoa, Chordata, Actinopteri, Cypriniformes, Cyprinidae.
AGGCCGUUUUCUCAAAAUUAUAAUUUUUUCUUCUACACUGAGCCAUACAUUUCCACUUCAGCAGCACUUACACACACCAGUUUUAUUAACGGUCACACCCUGAAGUUUUUUUUACAGAGGAAGUCGUUCAUAAAUCAUUUUCUUGAUUAUACGCAACAUUUAUGUACACACAAUCACACAAAAAUUGUUUUAGUUCUAAGCAUAUUCAAAAUUGUGGAGUAUAUACAAAAAAUAGAUGUUUAAAAUAUCUUCUGUAAAAAGGUUUAACUCUAAUAUGUCAAAAAAAAAUCAUCCAGUGGAUAUAUUGUUGUACUAGAAAUCAUUGCAAAUUAGCGCCAUCAGCUGGGGCUGAGGCAUUAACUAUUUAUUAUAUAUAUAUAUAUAUAUAUAUAUAUAUAUAUAUAUAUAUAUAUAUAUAUAUAUAUAUAUAUAUAUAUAUAUAUAUAUAUAUAUAUAGGCGAGAGGUAUGCUCCUGGGAUUGUAGAAUCUCUGAUCACAUUGUUGUUAAAGGCUGACAUCUAGUGUUAAACUUUGGACAUCUGCACAUGUAGAAAAACAGACACAGAUCAUUUACAAAAAAACUCUACAUUACAACACACACACAUACACACACACACAUAUACAUAUAUCCGUGGGGAUGGUUUGUGGAAUAUUUCUUUUAACUUUCUGAAAAGGAAAGGAAAAGAAAACUGAUUGAUGUUGUGACUUUUUAAAAUUUAGAACUGGUCUAAACUAACUUUUCUAUGUAUAUAAGAUACAUAUAACACAUAUACGUAAGAUGUGUGCAUAUUAUAUCUGUAGAAAUCUGAUUAUUCCAAUAAAAUAAAAUUGCAAUAAAAUAACUUUUAGAUGUUAUUUAUCAUUUUCCCCCAUUUUCUUUCCCAAAGCAAUUAUAUAGAAAAUAAUACACAGUAAACCACAUGUUAUUACACAUUGGACAGGCUUUAAAUCAAUAAAAUCUCAUUUUAAAAUCUAAUAAAACCAAUUUAAUUGACCAUCUAAUAAAAUAAAAUUAUUUUUUAUUUAAUGUUUGAUUUUAAAUCAUUUAUUUUUGUUAUUUUCUUUGAAUUUCCCUACUUUCAACAGUUUUAAGAGAAUCAAAAUCACAAAUAACAAAUAACAUUUCAUUUCAUUUUCAGCUUCAUGCAAAAAUCCAAACAUUCCUUUACCUCAUCCAUCAACCUGUUUUUCUAUAAUGUUGGUAAUUUUCACACAACCCCUUGGCACGCACACAACCUCUCUCUCUCUCUAUCUCUCCCUUUCUAUCUCUCUUUCUCUCCCCACCCUGCCUAAUUUCAGCUGAAUUUAGGAUGCCUUUGACCCAGCACUGGAUAUGCAUAUGUGAAGCAGGGUGAGACAGAGAGAUAGGGUGAGGGACAGACAGGAAGAGUGACUCAGAGAGAGAGAGAGAAAGCGAGAAAGAGAGAGUGCGCAAGGCUGAGGACACUGAUCAAUGCAUCUUUGUGCUUGCUGCCUCAGCAAGUGAAGGUGAGAGCAAAUCAAAACAAAUGAAAAGCAGACGCCUCUGGAGAGAAGCAAACAGCCUCCAAUCAGCCUCUGAGGGAGGAUGAUUACUGUCUGCGGAGAGCUAGAGGAGUGACUGUCAAGGCAGGUGCUGUUUAAACACAAGCUCAUGUGCGGAUUUGAGUCAUCUUAGAGUCUCCUCACUGCACCCACUUACUGGACAGCGAGACCUUUUGUGGAUACUGAAAGCUUUAGAAAAAUACCUGCACCAUGGCAGGAAGCUUUGGGGGUUCGAGUCUCAGGAUGUAACUGAAGGUAGGUGCUUGUUUACGUACAAAAUAAAAGUCCAGCGUUUCGUGUUGUGGUCCGUAUCGGGUUUCUGCGAGGUGUAACUGAUUCCAAGCGGUCCAAUGCCGUGCCAGAGCCGUGGCCUAGCGGUUAGCGCCGUGAGCUGUGGCGCUCAUGUAAGUUUGAAUGCAGCUCGCAACAUUUCUUGAUCCCAUUCCUCUGCUUUUCUUGCCGUCUUUUUGUGUUUAUCUGCAAUAAAAGGCAGCAUGAUUGUUGUGAUAUCUGAAGGAAAGGCUGUGAGUCUUGUGCUUCAUAGACUACAAUCUUUCCUAGACUGACUUCAGGCUGUUGUCAUGUGUGGUGCCACAGCCUGGUGCCACCCAGAGGGGUCAGCUUGACAUCCACAACAGAACAUCAAGAAAGAGAGAUGCUAGGGGGAAUGAACAACAGGAUGAUCUGAAAUGUUUGCACAUUCAAGGCUGGGGGCUGAGGGAAUGUGUGUGUGUUCACUGGAAAUGUGAUGGCGAAACAGUGCUCCAUAGUGGUCAAAUGCAUUGAUUUCCACUCAAGUCUGCCUGGACCAGUUAUACUUGAGAUGGGUAGACGGGCAGCUGAUCACACCACUACAGUGCCAGUUCUCGGAGAGCCUGCGCUUGUCGGGACACGCGUCUGGAGGGCCGUUGCAAAUGGGACCAGUAGUAUGGCGACCCUCACGCUGUCUCAUCACUGCAACGUCGGUGUGCAGACGUCACCAGCGAUGAGAAACAACCAACUACAGCUAAACGGCAAACAUGUGGACGCUUGUAGCGGUCAAUCAGAAAACAAAGUGAUCAUGCCACCUAAUGGCCACAUCCCAAACGAGGCUGGUAAAAAGGAUGACAACGGGAAAGAAAAAACAAAAAGUAUAAUUUAUAAACGAAAAAGUCUAGAGACUAAAAUGAAAAAGGGUGUGACAUUUGAGGGACUGGAAAGGGAUAUUUGUAAAAACAUCAGGGAAGAAGUGCAGUGCCAUAAUCGUCCGAUGAGAACCAGUCCUCCGUUGAGAGGUGUGGCUAACAGCAGGUUCAAACUUAGAAGAAACUGUCACUUUACUAAUGGAAGUGUGGUGGACUCUGAGGUGAUGGGUGGGAUCAGCAGCGACGUCAGUGAAGGGGAGGAGUCUACCACGGGAAAGAAAAAAUCGUUACCUCCUCGCUCACCUCCUCACAGACCUCCCGUGACCAUCUGCAGCACUUGUGGAGGAAGGCAGAAUGCAGCACCUCCUGGACUCUACAGCAAAAUAAGGAUGAUUACACCGCCAACUUCGGCAGGUUCCCUGGGACUCCAGUCGAGACAUUCAUCCCCUCUUUACCCUGGGAAGGACGUGCAGGAGUACACGCAGAUAGAAAGGCACACCGACCGCAGUGCUACACAGUCAGACCAGCACCUCAUGAGCCCUAACCUUCGUUCUUAUCUCAACAUGAAUAUAAACAAGGAAUGGCCAUUAUCUCUGCUGCCUGCUCAGCAGAGUGAGGCAUCAAACCUCACUAAUCAUCACGCAGUCAAGAGGGAAUCUAGUGCUGACACACACAUUAAUCAUACCAGUCGCUCAUCGGCUCUAAAUACACACACGCUCACUGUUACCGUGAAAGAGGAUAGAGCCUCAACAAAGGUCGUAAACACACACUUGAAUGCUUACAAACCUCACAACUCUUGUCCCCGCAGACCUCCUGUUACUGUCAACCCUCCCCAAACACAAAAAAACAGCCUGACAGAGAAGCCAGAAGCCACACAGGUGACAAAUACCAGAAUGCCACACACAAACGUUCACUUUAGAUCAUCCUGCCAGCCAAACCCUGAUGAGAAACGACCAACUCAAGGAAACCAAGUUGCACCUAUACACUCAGAGUCCCCGAGCCGCAAAAUAAAAUUCACAUCAGACCUUUGCAAACUGCUUUGAAAACCCAAAUGUUCCCCCAAACUAGCACACCUCAGAACUCCAAUGCACUUUCGAAAUGCUCACGGCUAAAUCAGACAAGCACACUUUCGAAAUCCCCUGACUGUUUUCAUUUACAUUCCAACGCUAAACGCCAAACUAUAGUGCAGAGUUGUGUGAAUGAAGGUGUCAUUUCCUCCGCCGCUUCAAACAUUCACAGACAGGUUCAGUUCCCUAAUGGAUUAGAGUCCAAGUUUGACACGCACACUAAACCGUCAAUGUGCUCACACACAAAUUUCGGCAUUAAACCUCAAAGCGGGACGCAAAUCUGUGCUGACACAGAGUCAGAAUCCUCACCCUGUGAUUCACGUUCGCAUUCUGUGCUGGCGACACACACACAUAAACUCUCAGGGCCUCACAGUGAACCGCGUCACGCAUCGAUACACACAGGCGUUCCUUUGCCCACCGACACGCACAAGGAAGCUUCCCACACAUCCACCCAGCGAACAAACACCAGUGGAACAUCACUGCAGGGUAUAUCUGUGCGUAAAGACGCACUGUCACAUCCUUAUCGCGAGUCAAAAAGCCAAAAUGACACGCGUUUGUUUUCACAUGCCCCAAAUAUGUCAACCCAUCACAAAGCAACACUUACGACGCAAACAAUCAACCAUCAGAACCUCUCAAAUGCAUUUACCGCCACUCAGACGGAGGUGGAGGUGCAUUCGUACACCAAAGAACGUUCUCAAACAAGCCCCGAGGUCAAAGCAGCCUCGCGCGCUUUGUGUGUUCAUUCGAAAAUGCCACGUAGACAGACAGAGCCUACGGUUUUCAGAUGCUCUGUCCUGAAUCAGCUUAAUAAUGACACUCUUGAGUCCUCAUUACUAGCCAUCGCUUCCGCUAAGGCUUUUCCUCAAGCUACAACACACACUGAAUUUAAAUCUUGGAGUGACAUAGAGUCUAAGAAACAAACAGAUAUUAAGACAGCGGAACCAGAAGGUCAAAUGACCAAUUUGCUUCAACCUCCAAAUAAACCACCUCCUUCUUAUAGACCUCCUAAACCUUCAUCGGCACCUCCACAAGCACCAGCUUUUAAAUUCGUAAAUGGGGACCUGAAUGUGGCCUCCGAUCAAAACCCACAUCUGGAAGCAUCAGGCAAGAAAGACAGGAGUCUCCAGAACUCAAAGACACACAUGGAAUCUCGUUCUGAAGAGCUUGGUUCCAUCCCAAGUGAGCGCUGUUCCAUAACACACGACCAUCCGGAUUCUGCGGCCCGGUUGCUGCCAGUAUCACCUCAGUGUGGUAGUCCACGGGACCCAAAGUGUAAACUAAAGAUGGUUGAGGCGAGUCUUCAGUCAAACAAGGAGAGAGUCACAACUCUGCUCAACGUCAUCCAGGACCUGGAGAUGAGCCAUGCAAUCAGCAAAGGUCGGCGAUGUUUUCGGACUGGCCAAGACCUCAGUGACUGUUCCACCUGUCAGAAGACUGCAUGUGCUGUCUACAGUGUGGAGUAUGACUUCCGUCAACAGGAGAGAAGAUUCAAGGAGCUCCUCCAGAGUCUGUGCCCAUCAUCCCCAGAGAGAAGAGAAGGAUAUGAAGAAUCUCUUGCUUUACUCACCUCACUCAUUCAGAAUCACAAAUUACACCAGCUAAACGCAAACAUUAUGACCCAAAGCCAAUCUGAGAGUCAAAGCCACAGUCAGCCUCAGAUUAUUUCUCAGAUUCAGUGCAAGAUUCGGGCUCAGUCUCAGCCUCAGCCUCAGAUUCAGUCUCGGUCUCAGGCUCAGCCACAGAUUGUGUCUCGGGUUCAGCCCCAGAAUCAGUCUCAGCCCCAGAUUCAAUCUCAAAAUCAGAUUAUAUCUCAGAUUCAAUCCCAGAAUGAGAUUAUGUCUCCGAUUCUGCCUCCGAUUCAGAUUAUGUCUCAGAUUCAGUCUCAGGCUCUCCCCCAGAAUCAAUGUCUUUUCAAGGCUAAAAUCAAAAGGAAGAAAUUAUGCAGGAAGCUGUUUAGCUGGCUGCCACACAAAGUCCAAAGGAAAUGACUACAUAAUGCCAAGUAUCUGAUUUUCAUGCAUGACUCUCAACCCUCUGGUAUGUGGAGUCACAACUCCUUUUUCUCCUAAUGCAGUCGGAAGACUGACAUAUUUUGUGGAAUGGAGCAAUAUUACAUGGCAUUCUUUGACUGAACUACACAGGAGGAUUUAAAUUAUGAAACUAGUUUUCCUUGGAAAAUGAAAUGGUACAACAUUUACUUUAAAAAUUAAUUAUACUAUUUCUCUACAGUUACAAUGGACAUGAUGCUUGCCUCAACUACUUAUGGAGGGUUUUGCACUUAAGAUGCUUUUUUAGGACAUGAUGUUAUGAGUAUAUAGUUCAUCACAUCCUUUUUGAUCUUCCAAAUGGACAGCUAUCAUCUGUUAAAGCCAGAGGACUGUGAUGGGACUGACAUAUGGAGCUUCAGUGGCUGAAUUUUAGCUAAAUAAACCACAGGUUCGAGGUUAUGCAACAAAAA